ACAAACAAUUCCAUUCCAAUAUACUAUAGUCUUCUAUUUUUUUUUGUAUGGUAUGUGUGUGUCUUCUUUACUAUAAUGGGUGAGUUAAAAUAAUCUGAGUGGUGGGGAGUGCGACAGAGCAUGUAUAUAGAAACGGUAAAAACGAGAGCAACUCAUCAUCGUCACAUCUUCUUCUUCUUCUUCUUUAUAUAUAGGUCACGUUUAAUUGUUUAAUUUCCCCUCUUUCCUACCUAUACAUAUACAUAUACAUAUAAUGGGGAGAGGGAGAGUGCAACUGAAGAGAAUAGAGAACAAAAUUAAUCGACAGGUGACCUUCUCGAAGCGGAGAUCGGGGCUUCUCAAAAAGGCAAAUGAGAUCUCUGUCCUCUGCGACGCCGAUGUUGGCUUAAUCGUCUUCUCCACUAAGGGAAAGCUCUUCGAAUAUGCUACCGAUUCAUGUAUGGAAAGGAUCCUUGAACGAUAUGAAAGAUAUUCAUAUGCUGAAAGGCAGCUAAAAGAGCCUGACCCUGAUUCACCGGCAAGCUGGACUUUGGAGCAUGCUAAGCUCAAGGCUAGAAUGGAGGUUCUGCAGAGAAACCAGAGGCAUUAUAUGGGAGAAGAUGUGGAUACUCUUAGCAUGAAAGAGCUGCAAAACUUGGAACAUCAACUUGAUGACUCUCUUAAACACAUUCGCAGGCGCAAGAACCAACUCAUGAAUGAGUCCAUUUCAGAGCUCCAAAAAAAGGACAAGGCAUUGCAAGAGCAAAACAACAUCCUAGCGAAGAAGAUCAAGGAGAGGGAAAAAGAGACGGUGGCGGCGGCAAUGGAGCAACAACAAAACCAUAACUUGAACUCUUCUGGUUUCGGUCACCCACAUCAUAUGGGGAUGGGAUCUUUCAACAACAGCAAUGAGAUGUAUCAAGUUGAAGGAGAAGGUGCGGUAGGGGGCGUGAGUGUAACACAACACCAAAAUCAAUUUUCGAAUCCGGUAAUGCCGCCGUGGAUGCUACACUCAUGAACGAAUCCAUCACAUUUUGUGUAUGUAUAAGCUGCUACAUAGAUUGGAAACGAAUCCAAAUGUAACUCCCCAAAAAAAUAGAGUUGGUGUUUUAAGUCAUGAGAAAACAAAUCUCUAGGGAAUUCGUCAAAAACAUACUAAUAUGCGUGUAGUGAUUGAUUAAUUACAACUUUUUAUUACGUGCUAGUAUUAAUGGUGCCUAUGUUAUCCA
Messenger RNA from Salvia hispanica, 1208 nucleotides. Its product is annotated as agamous-like MADS-box protein AGL8 homolog. NCBI's taxonomy places the organism in Eukaryota, Viridiplantae, Streptophyta, Magnoliopsida, Lamiales, Lamiaceae. Gene Ontology annotation, cellular component: nucleus. Gene Ontology annotation, biological process: positive regulation of transcription by RNA polymerase II. The record is from RefSeq and is a predicted model, not a curated record. Gene Ontology annotation, molecular function: RNA polymerase II transcription regulatory region sequence-specific DNA binding; protein dimerization activity; DNA-binding transcription factor activity.